AUGCUAGAAAGACAAGAAAGCAGCAAAUUGCACCUCAUAAUCACAGAGCACACGGAGAAGGAGCUCUUAAAGGACGUGCCAAUCAAGCAAGGAAAUUUUGAUGAAGUCGCCUUUUCCAGGGUUGGAACUGAACCUGAGAGACGAGACUGGGCUGAAAGAAACAUCUUGGAUAGUGACAGCUCUCUGUUGAGGAAAGUGACUCAACCAGGUUUUCAAAAUUCAUUUCUACAAAUCAUAGUUCCAGAGAAAAUUCAAGCAAAUACAAGUAAUUCAAAAAUAGAAAAUGAACAGAUAUCCUAUAUUAUUCCAAUAGAUGAGAAACCAUAUAUUGUGCACCUUAAGCAAAGAUUAUUUUUAGCAGAAAACUUCAUGGUUUAUUUGUAUAAUCGAGGAUCUUUGACUUCUCAUCAUUCAGAUACCCAGACUCAGUGCUAUUACCAAGGAUAUAUUGAAGAACAUCCAAAUUCUGUUGUCACACUCAGCACAUGCUCUGGACUGAGAGGAAUACUACAAUUUGAAAAUGUUUCAUAUGUAAUCGAGCCUCUGGAAUCUGAAGUUGAAUUUCAGCAUCUUCUUUAUAAAUUAAGGAAUGAAAACAAUGAUUCUACAAUUCUUACUGCAAAUAACAAAGGCAUAAAACAAAAUCCAAUGGACUAUAACAUUUUUAUAAGUGGAAAGGCAGAACCAGCUGUUUCAGAUUUAAUUCCACUUUAUCUAGAAAUGCAUAUUGUGGUGGACAAAAUUUUGUAUGAUUUCUUGGGCUCUGAUGGCAUGAUUGUAACAAGUAAAGUCACUGAAAUUAUUGGCCUUGUAAAUUCGAUGUUUGCCCAAUUUAAAGUUACUAUUGUGCUGUCGUCACUGGAGUUUUGGUCAGAUAAAAAUAAGAUUUCUACAGCUGGAGAGGCAGAUGAAGUAUUAUAUGCAUUUUUAGAAUGGAAACAGUCCUAUCUUACCCUAAGGCCUCAUGAUAUUGCUUAUCUAUUCAUGUAAGAAUAAUGUUUCAGUAUUCUUAGAAAGAAAACAAAGAUAUGUGAUUAUGAUAUAGCUUAAUUUAGGGGAUUGUUAUUCAUUUCUGACUUCACACUUUGAUUAAUCAUUAUGUACUUUUUUCAGGCCGUGUAUUUUCUUUCUUGUUAUCAGAUAAUAAAGAUUGCUAAAAUUUAUUUUUGUGCUUAUCAAACCUUUACCACUGAGGAGAUUGAUAUUUCAUGAAGCUGAACCACCUUAGGAAUCUUGGAUCUAGUAGCGUAUGUAGUUUGAACCCACAGUUUGUAACUCCAGAGCCCAUAAUCUUAACUACUACAUAAAGAGAGGGGAUUUGUCUUGUGAAGUUUAUGUUUCUGUUAAGAGUUUUUAUCAA
This is a messenger RNA of Talpa occidentalis (Iberian mole), 1360 nucleotides long. Its product is annotated as disintegrin and metalloproteinase domain-containing protein 32-like. The record is from RefSeq and is a predicted model, not a curated record. Gene Ontology annotation, molecular function: metalloendopeptidase activity. Lineage: Eukaryota; Metazoa; Chordata; Mammalia; Eulipotyphla; Talpidae. Gene Ontology annotation, biological process: binding of sperm to zona pellucida; proteolysis; cell adhesion. Gene Ontology annotation, cellular component: plasma membrane.